Pseudoliparis swirei is the source of this 1866-nucleotide messenger RNA. It is a transcript of the gene tm2d3, whose product is annotated as TM2 domain containing 3. The record is from RefSeq and is a predicted model, not a curated record. The transcript has 6 exons. Bases 35 to 820 code for a protein of 261 amino acids. Lineage: Eukaryota; Metazoa; Chordata; Actinopteri; Perciformes; Liparidae.
CCUGAAUGCAGCCUCCGUUAGCUCCGCUGCAACAAUGGCCACCAUCUGUCAGAAAUGGAGACCCGACCGGGGUCGGUGCUUCAAAACCUACGGACUUGUUCUCGUUCUGUUCAUGGACCUGGUCUUCCAAUGUGUUAACGGGUACGUGAGCUCCCCUCAGGUUGGCCAGGAGCCGCCCUACUCCAGAGACGCCCAGCAUGGCCCCGUCAUCAGCAGCCCAGUGGCCCCUGCUGCAGCCUCAGUGUCUCCUGCCGAUGAAGAGAGCGACACUUCCACGUGUCCGAGUGGGGGUUUGUGUCGUCGCCUGCCAGCUUAUUGCAUGCACUGCAAUUACCAACACAACUGCACCUACAGGAAACCGGCUUCCUUCACCUGUAAAACCAAAAAAGGAGUGCACUGCAUAGGGGAGUCGGGACAGCAGCACACCAACUUCUCUCUCUCCGUAAACUGUCAGUUCUGCUGGCAGCUGGACCCGUCCGAGUACCGCUGCUCGAACUCCACCAACUGCAUGACGGUGUCCUGCCCACGCACGCGCUACAACGCCACCUGUGACGCGUUGGACCAUGUGCAUUGUUUAGGCAAAAGACGUUUUCAGAAACGUUUUUUUUGUAACUGGACUGGUGGAUACAAGUGGUCGACGACAUUAGCACUCAGCAUUACGCUCGGGGGUUUCGGGGCCGACCGGUUUUAUCUGGGCCAGUGGAGAGAGGGUCUGGGCAAGCUGUUCAGCUUUGGGGGCCUGGGCAUUUGGACUCUAAUAGAUGUUCUUCUGAUAGGGGUCGGUUAUGUGGGACCCGCCGACGGCUCUCUGUACAUCUGAAGCGGAACCCCUGGAGUCGGGGCUGCGUGUCCGCCCCCUUCCUCCCUCCCCUUUUCACACCGCUCCGCCCCUCAAAGAUCGAAGAUCCGAGAUACUGUGAGCUUGGCACGCUUCGCCCGCCCAAGCUCGCUGCGCAACACGUCCUCAUCCCAUCUGCUCACUGGCAGGAAGUGUUGUCCCUCAUUCCACCGACCACGAAGCUACCCACUCGGCCCAUCAGAUCGAUUCCAAUCACGGAUCUGCGCACGAGGACGAGGAGUCUGCGUCAUGCUGAUGUAUCGGUGGGUUCGCUUUCAGACAUCCUGCCACCUUGCCGCCGUCUGUCACUUCUCCCUCAUUGCAAGGUCAAUGUAUCGAUGGGGUGGGGGUCCAAAUGGUAACCAUGGUAACAUCAGACGAAAUAGACUCGCUUAAAAAGGUAGUAUACAUAUGCCUUGAAAGAAAGCAUGAAUUUGUCCAGGUAUAUUUGUUUACAGCAGACGGUUGGUCUUGUGUUUGAAUUCAACAGUUAUUUUAAAUUUGUUUUUGUUUUAUUUAAUUGAACAUUGAAUUGGGCCACAACUGUAAGAACAUCUUCUUAAGGGAUUGAUACAUUCUACUGUUGCUCUUCAUUUGCUCAAAUUGAAGUUUCUAAUUGAACUUCAUAUGUAGUUAAACAAACCAACAUCAGAGUUACUGUAUAUUAAAUUGUAACUGUUGGGGAACCAGAAAGAAGUGCGGGGGCAAGAACUCUCAUUUCUGUCUUUUUUUUUGGAAACUCGGAGAAAAUAAUCUCUGUACAUAUUGAAACCUUUGAAAUGUCUUGCACUAGAAAACUGCAGUCACUUGUGGUUCCCCUGUUUAUAUAUAUAUAUAUAUAUUGUUGGCCCUCAGCUGGUAUUUCAUUCUUCAGGUUUUAAGAACUCUGUGUACUAACACUAAGUUUAUUUGCCAGAGGUCGUGAGAUCCUCUCAUUUCAUGUAAAUAUGUUUUUUCUGUUUUCAGUGUCUGGUCAACUGGCUUUUGUUUUUUAAGUUAUGUUAAUAAAACUAUGAAAUAAGACACAU